GUCACGUGACCCACAGGGAGUAUCAUGGAGGACCCGAGUCGGGUUGGGGUGUUUGGAUUUGUCUGAUUUGUUUGGUGACUUUCGGGCAAAUUAGCGCCUUCGAGAGUAAUCGUUAGGUAGGGUCAGGUAGGGGAAGGCUGUCGUAAGUUCAGGUAGAAGUUCUAGCUGUUCAGAGUGCGGUAUAAGUCCGGGAGAGGCAUUUUCCCGCGAAGGACCACAGUCCAAACGUCCAGUUCCGGCUGAUCGUAUCACCGAAAAAUUUGGCGUCGGGACCGGUCGAUUCGAUAGCAUGUUUCCGACUCAAGGAGCUCUGAAUGGAAAGUGACAACAGUUGGCUAGGAACAACCUCCACAGUACAGACCCAAGUCUUCCCCCUGAGUCUGACCACAGUACGUACGCCGGAGAGUUGUGCUCCCAGUGGUGUUUCCCAGUCUGACCAAUCCAGUUAAAACUUUAAUGACCAGAAUGGGAGGGGAGCCAAGGCUGCUACGAGCUCCCUCCAUCGAUCGCUGUCUGGAUUUUAUUCCCUGUUGGAUUUCCUCGGAGAUCUCUUAGCUUUGCAGCAGAACGGUCGUCGGCAUUUUAACUCCUGGUGCGAAGUGCUCUUCUGGAGAGAGUUGAUUGAUUGUGAAGAGCGGCCUAAGAGCGGAAUAUCGCCAUGGCGUCAUACGUCGACAGACAGCUACGGAAGAGCCUCAUGACGCCACCCAAUGAGAGGACACCACAGGACCAACAGAUCAUCCACUCCAACCUCCAUGGCAUCGAGGCCUUCGCUUCGCUACGAGAGUCGGCCCUGAGGGCCAUGUGUAAAACUGUCCGCUAUGAAUGGCACGACGCGAACACACUGCUCUAUCGCCCUGAGGACCUGAGUCUAUGUUGGUACGUGCUGUUGUCUGGAUCAGUCUUCAUCGAUGGGUCUAUGUUCUUACCUAGAAGCAGCUUUGGCAAACGUGCAGGAGGAAGCUGCAAGCGAGCCAGCGAGUGUCUAGUUUUGGAGCCCUCAGAAAUGAUAGUGAUUGACUAUCCUGAUGUCCAGUUAAUGCGGCCAGGGCUCCGGACGUCAUACGCGACCAUGAAUCUAGAGAAACUUCUCACCACAGAACAGGAGGAGAAAAAGGCGCGAGCUCGAGGCUCCCAUUCUUCACAGGAGGAAAAUGAGCUGCCAGCAGAGCUGCAGCAGGUGCAGAACCUGCUGGUGCAGACGGAGCUGAAGCUGCACCGCGGGGGGUCUAUCUGCUCGCGCAGCAGCGACUCCGGCAGCAGCUUCUCCGACAACCUGACGCGGUCGGAGAGCGUGGAGCUGGACCUGAGCGGCCUGCAGGAGAGUGUGGUGGACUCGGAUGAUGAAGAGGACGGCAUGAGCCAGUCUUCUGAGUGUCUUCUUGUUCGAGAUGUUGUACGGGACUGUUUAGAAAAGGACCCCUCAGAAAGAACAGAUGACGACAUUGAAUCCCUGCUGGAGUUCAUGCAGCAUCUGCCAGCGUUUGCCAACAUGACGUUAGCAGUGCGCCGUGCCCUGUGUGCAUGUAUGGUGCUGGCUGUAGUAGAGAAGGCAGGGACUGUGGUGCUAAAUGACGGGGAAGAGCUGGACUCCUGGUCGGUGAUACUGAACGGUCAUGUGGAAAUCGAGCACACAGACGCGGCUGUAGAAGAGCUGCACCUCGGGGAUAGCUUCGGGAUCUCUCCCACCAUGGGAAAACAGUACCACAAGGGUGUCAUGAGAACUAAAGUAGACGACUGUCAGUUUGUGUGUAUCACGCAGAACGACUACUACAGAAUCCUGCACCAGGGAGAGGUGAACACCAGACGGGUGGAGGAGGAGGGGGAGGUUGUCAUGGUUACAGAACACCGAGAGCUGGACGGGGGAAACAGGAAGGGACACAUCGUAAUCAAGGGUACCCCUGAUAGACUAAUACAGCACCUUGUAGAGGAACAUUCUGUGAUCGACCCGACCUACGUAGAAGACUUCCUGCUGACGUACAGGGUUUUUCUGGAGAGUCCUGUCGUCGUGGGGACCAAACUACUCAACUGGUUCAAUGACCCUUCAUUAAGGGACAAGGUAACGAGAGUUGUGCUUCUGUGGGUCAACAACCACUUCUGUGACUUCGAAGGCUACCCCGUAAUGACUGACUUCCUGGAGAGGUUUGAAGGCCUUCUAGAACGAGAGAAAAUGGGAGGCCAGUUGAGGUUGCUGAAUAUUGCUUGUGCUGCUAAGGCUAAGACAAGAACCGUCACUCUGGCGAGACCUCAGAAGGACUCGGUUCUGCACUUCUCAGUACUGGGAGGGUGUGAGACGGGGAGCGGCAUCUUCAUAUCAAAGGUGGAGAAGGCUUCGAAAGCCGAGGACUUGGGCUUGAAACGAGGGGACCAGAUCUUAGAAGUCAACGGGCAAAAUUUCCAGAACAUUUCACACAAGAAGGCUCUGGAGGUGUUGCGGGGAAACACACACCUGUCUAUUACUGUCAAGAGUAAUCUGCUAGGUUUUAAAGAAAUGUUGGCUAACCCUGAGACCAAAGGCAGCAGCUCCUCCCCGUCUCACGUUCCCAAGAUCGUGAACGACACGCACGGGCACGGGCGGGCGUCGGCGCCGGACAUCACCGGGUUCCGCCCGGACGGACACAGUAACAAGGAGAAGAAGCGCGGCUUCGGGACGCUGGGACACCGGCAGAAGAUGAAGGCCAUCAUGAGGUCCAUCUUACCCAACACUAAACCCUCCUUAUACAACAGUGAAACCCACCUGAACCAGAGUAAAGACGACAGUGUGUACAUGACAAAGCGAGCGAGUGCCUCCAGCCUGCCCAACUCCAUGUUCCUCAGCUCCAGUAACCCUGACCUGGUGGCCAGUCAUAACUACAUCGACGCACCCAACCAGUACGAGUGUAACGACCAGGCUGUUAAGGUGUACCGCGCAGACCAGACCUGCAAGUACAUUCUGGUCAAUAAGGAUACUUCAUCCAAGGAAGUUGUACAGUUUGCUUUACGAGAGUUCGGGAUCCUGGAUACUGAGAGAAGUUGGUAUGAUUGCAGCGAGAACUUCUCGCUGUGUGAGGUGACGGUCGGCGCGGAGGGACUGAUCAAGCAGAGGAGACUUCCCGACACCCUCACCAACCUGUGUGACAGGAUCAACCUCAACGGAAGAUAUUACCUCAAAGACAACAUGACCACCGAAACACUAGUGCCAGAUGAAACAGCAGUGGAGUUGUUACGAGACAGCCAGGUGACGUUCUUACAGCUGAAAAGUGCUGAAGUCGCCACACAAGUCACGCUAAGAGACUUCCAGGUUUAUGCUUCAAUAGAUGUGACUGAGUAUGUGGAGGAUUUGUUCAAGCUGGACAGUAAAAGGGGCACAGUCAACCUGGAGACCUUUUCAGAGCUGGUGAACCAGGAGAUGUUCUGGGUGAUCACCGAGGUCUGCAGUCAGGAGAACCUGUGGAAAAGGAUGAAGACCAUCAAACAGUUCAUCAAAAUUGCAAGAUACUGUAAGGAGUCUAAGAACUUUAACUCCAUGUUUGCCAUCAUCAGUGGACUUGGACACGGGUCUGUCGCCAGACUAAAGUCUACCUGGGACAAACUGCCCAGCAAGUAUGAGAAAAUGUUUCAGGAUCUAGAAGAUGUAAUAAAUCCUUCAAGAAACAUGUCCAAGUACAGAAACCUGUUGAACAGUGAAGCAGCUCAUCCUCCGGUCAUUCCUCUCUUCCCCAUCAUCAAGAAAGAUCUCACCUUCAUCCACCUCGGCAACGACUCUAAAGUAGAUGGACUGAUCAACUUCGAGAAGUUACGGAUGGUGGCAAAAGAAGUCAGACACAUUCAAAGGAUGUGUUCUGUUCCAUAUGACCAAGCCUCGAUGUACGAGAGUAGCUCGAGCAGCAGCGGGGUCACGACCUCCAACAACCGUCAGUCCACAGGCAUGCUGGGAGCCAUGACGGGGUCAAGGUUCGACAUCUCCACCAUGGGCAGGAGGUGGAAGGACAGACGAGCGUCCACCAUGCCCAACCCGAAAAAGGUUUUCGAGGAGGCUAUGAUGGCUCGCCGGGUGAAGCAAUACCUGGCCGACCUCACCAUCAUUGAUGAUGAGGACAAACUCAGGGAACUCUCUUAUAAGUGUGAACCACCUCCCACUCAGCAGCCUUCCCCGACCAGCUCUGCUGCGGUGAAGAGGCGUAACACGGUGCCAGAAGGACCCAAGUCCACCUCUCUUCUCACAGUCCCACCUAGCCAUACCACACAACGUCGCACGCUGUCAGGGGGCCAGCAAAGAAGAUACCACCCGCCGGGGCCAAGAUUUGGUGCAGAGUCCCCGACAGCGCUGAAGAAGCUCCUGUCCCUGUCGGAGGAGGCCGCCAGGAAGGGGAACAAGAUGAUGCAGCACAGACACUCGGUGGACAACUCCCCUGCCGUUUCUCCCUCUCAUUCACCACGGCUGCGCAGAAGUCCAGGGAUGAGAAGGAGAACAGACGCGCAGCGCGUGAGACGAGGCCACAGUGUUGAUACUGACAUCCCGCUAAACGGCAACCAUCUCAGAAAAUCUCUCUCCACUGCAUCAGUUCCUGUGUCCACGGGGAAGAACCCGCCGCCUCCGUACGAAGGUUCAGACUCCGGAGUAAGCAUGGGCAGUAUCUCCAACUUCGACAGUAUCAGUAACUCCUCCGUCGGAGAAAACUCCCCGCCCGCCAGGGAACGCAAGAACUUCGUACAGAUGAGUUCAAGUCCCCCCCAGGAGAAGAGAAGAAGUCGGCCGGCCUCGGUGGACUCAGGGUCCAACUCACCCCCCUCUGUGAGGAGCAGACCCCCCUCCAGUAGCUCCAACCCCUCGUCCCAGGGGUCGGGAUCCCCCCCUCUGCCCAGGAGGAACCCCCCUGUUCAGGCCACCAUGUCAGUGCCUCCCAUGUACUACACAGACAACCAGAUGACAGACAAAGAUGAGCAUGAUAGCAGAUACUCCGCUCCUCUUCCUCCACAAAAUGCUAGCAGUAAGCCCACCCGACCUCUGCCCCCUACCCCUGACCCCCGACCUUUACCCCCGCCCCCUGACAUCAGGCAUCCCCCCCUCCCUGCCCCAGACACCAGACAACCCCCCUACGUCUCCUCCCCUGUCUCCAGACAGCCCCCAACCCCUUCCAAGACCAACUCUCCCCCUUCCACCCCCACUAACAAGUACUUCCCUUCUCCCUUCAGCAAACAGUCUGGCUCUCCCGUGAGUAAGCAGUUUGCACCUCCUCCCCCCUCGGGUAGACAGCCUCCAUACCCCCACCCCUCGGGACACCCCCCUCUCUCCCCCUCCUUCAGCUUACCCACCCCCUCCUCCCCUAGUGGCAGACCGCACGUGAACUCACCAACUGCCAGACACCCUCCCUCCCCCUCCGCAUCAAAUGCACCACCCCCAGCCUACCGACCCCCCUCCCACAGACCAACCCAACCCCCACCCUACGAAAAAAGACCUCCCCCUCCUCCCCCGAGACAACCCACCACCACCCUCACCUACGACCCCAGAAUAGCCACGCAGGUUGCUGCCCACCACGUGACCCCUGACCCUUACGACCCCUCACCCCAAGUGCCUGUCGUACACCCUGACCCUCUCAGCCCUAGAGCGAGACUACCGUCUUACCCUGACCCCUAUACCAUGCCUCCUCGGACCUCUGUCAGUCACAUGGCUCCCGACGAUACGGAAGACUUCGACUUUGAAAUAGAGGAUGAUGAAGAGGAGGAGCAGGUAUCUGCUGUAUAACGCCAGCCGUUAGGAACUGGUGUACGUACAACAACCACUGUCUUGCCAAGGAAAAUUCCAACCAAAAGUUGUCAUCAAGAAACUGCACUGCCAGUCAGUUGAACUUGAAGUUGCAUCUCCAAUGUUGCCAGGAUAUUGUCGAGUGCUGAUGGACAGAAAGAAAACUCAAUCCUAACAUUGGAUGGGUGCGGAAACAACUCUUGUGAUAAAACCACUAACAAUUCACCUUCUGCUGAUGAACAGAAGGAGGAAAUACUGCUCGCCUCUGAGAGGUUGAAUGUCUCAAGUCUACAACUUAGAAGAACAUGUCCGAACCUUACAGGGAAACUUACAGCAGACUCCAGGAUGUGAUAGUUUGCUGUGCAUUCUCUAGACGUAUUGAAGUGUCUUGUACGUGUGUAUGUUGGUGUGUACACAGUCAAUAUGGAGGAAUCACAGUCAUACGGUAGAGAACUGACUCAACUGUGAAAUGAGAGGUUGCUCAAAAAGGUUGAUCUCCCUCGCAAGCUCAUCAACCUCUCUGUCUGAAGUGCCAUAUGUCUUUUCAAGUGGCCACAGUCUGCUCGAACGAUAUUCUCGUCGCCUGUACGUGUCUGUGCAUCUCUGCGUUGACGUGAAAGAGACCCCGCUUGCGUCUGGUCAAGCUCAGUUUCAUGUGGAGAAGCUGGCUGCUAUGAAUGUGUGCAAAGCACGUUGUCACUGACAAAACUGUUAAAUCACAGGAGUCACUUUCUGUGUUGUUGCUGUGGACAAGAACACUGUUAUGGAGAGGUGUAAAGUAACAACUCCACACUUCACCAGAUCUCAGAAGCCAUGUAACUUUUUUUUGUUUUCUGUUAUUAGAUUUUGAUAAAUGCUGACUUGUGAUGAAGUCUCAAUGUUAUGUCUGUAUUGAGUUUCACAGUAACAGUUUGUACUGUAGGGAAAUCUUUUGUUGCACACAGUAUAAUUCUUCUGGCUUGUCUGCCUGUGGCACACAACCCCCCGGGUGCUUAAAAUAAUGGCAGAAAUAUAGCUUACAGGAUUGUAACAAAAAAUGCUAUGAAAUGCACAAUGAUUUGUACAGACUGAACGGAAAGCAUUUUUAGCUGGAACACUGAUUAUUCAGCACUUUUAACCAAGAAGAUUAGAUAUUUUAGAUUGUUUUUUAUUUAGUUAGCAAAUAACAGAUCAACUCUUCAACAGAUAGAAAUUGACAGUGGGUUUCUUCCUCCAAGAUGGCCCUCAAAGCACGAUAGGCUAGUUUGAUAGAUAGAUAUGGGACUCAGUGAAUAACAUGCCAAGGCUAAAGCAGAGAGAUAUUUUGAUACCUUCCUAUGUAUGCCUAUAGAAAAUGGUGACUCUGGCUCAGUACCCAAGCUAGCUAAGUAGAUAUAUAAGUGAAGCAACUUAAUCAUGUGUACAAUACUGAUGUAAGUUGUGAACUGGGAGGGGUUCUAAAUUACAUAUCACACUUGUAUAUUUGUGUAACAUACGUGAAUUUGUAACAAGAUAUGGUGGAAAAGGGAAGGUAUAUUAACAUAGUCUUGUAACUUUGUACAAACUUGGCGAUGUCGUAACAACCAUAUCCAUGGCAAGUGAAUCUGUUUUAUAUUCAUAUACCUUCACUUUGUGAUUGUUCGCUAUAUAUUUUCUUUCCCGUCGUUUUGUAUGUUUCGUAGAUAUUGAUAUGAAGAGCUUCAAGUUGGGAUCUCUGUGAGAUUUCGGUGUCUUCCGUUGUUGUAGUAUGUGCAAGAUUGUUUUGGUCUGUCUGCGACUUGCUUUUAUUUGUUUAAAACGAUGUAAAUACUGCAGAAAAUAAAAUGGACUGAUACAAGCA
Molecule: messenger RNA, 7544 nt
Organism: Branchiostoma belcheri (Belcher's lancelet)
Lineage: Eukaryota; Metazoa; Chordata; Leptocardii; Amphioxiformes; Branchiostomatidae
Product: rap guanine nucleotide exchange factor 2-like
Biological process (GO): positive regulation of GTPase activity; Ras protein signal transduction
Cellular component (GO): apical plasma membrane; plasma membrane
Molecular function (GO): guanyl-nucleotide exchange factor activity; protein binding
Source: RefSeq, a predicted model, not a curated record